GCUUACUAGUGUUUAGACACCCAGUGUCCUCAGAGGAGAAACUGAGCUCAUGUGAAAAUGGCGUCUCCGAAAACAGUGCCUAAAGAUGCACAGGUAAUGAUGCAGAUUCUUAAAGACAUGGGAAUCACUGAGUAUGAGCCCAGAGUCAUCAAUCAAAUGCUGGAGUUUACAUACAGAUAUGUAACAACUAUAAUUGAAGAUGCAAAAAUAUAUUCCACCCAUGCUAAAAAGUCCAGUGUGGAUGCAGAUGAUAUAAGGUUAGCAAUUCAGUGUCGAGUGGAUCAGUCCUUUACAUCACCUCCACCUCGAGAUUUUCUGUUGGAAAUCUCGAGGCAGAAGAAUUUAACCCCAUUACCCCUUAUUAAGCCAUACACUGGUCCACGACUUCCACCAGACCGCUACUGUCUAACUGCACCCAACUACAGACUGAAGUCCUUGCAGAAAAAGGUGACUUCGUCUGCGGGCAGAAUAACAGUGCCACGGUUGAGUGUGGGGGCAGUUUCCAGUAGGCCAAGCACUCCAACUUUCGGCACACCCUCCGUGCAGACGGUGGGGUCAAAAGUAGGGACACCUGUGUCACUGACAGGCCAGCGCUUCACUGUUCAGAUUCCCUCUUCACAGGCUGCCUCUGUCAAAUCAGCUACUCCAGCCACCCCCACAGUUCAGAAUGUCCUAAUCAACCCCUCCCUCAUCGGCUCCAAGAACAUCCUCAUCACUACUAACAUGGUCUCCCAGAAUUCAUCCAAUGACUCAACCUCUCUCAAGAGGAAGCACGAAGAUGAGGAUGACUAUGAUGCUUUAUGACCGGCUGUGCUUUACUAGUGUGGAAACAAGUGUAAUUCUGUAAAUAAGCCAUCAUUAGUUGUCAAUCUACCCCUGUUUAGGUUAUUACUCAAUACUUUGUUGCCAUUACAAUUAAUUGUUAAUUUGUGUAUGUAAAAAAUAAAUAA
Xyrauchen texanus (razorback sucker) is the source of this 950-nucleotide messenger RNA. RefSeq names its product transcription initiation factor TFIID subunit 9-like. Gene Ontology annotation, cellular component: SAGA complex; transcription factor TFIID complex. The record is from RefSeq and is a predicted model, not a curated record. Gene Ontology annotation, biological process: RNA polymerase II preinitiation complex assembly; DNA-templated transcription initiation. NCBI's taxonomy places the organism in Eukaryota, Metazoa, Chordata, Actinopteri, Cypriniformes, Catostomidae. The transcript has 7 exons. Gene Ontology annotation, molecular function: transcription coactivator activity; protein heterodimerization activity; RNA polymerase II general transcription initiation factor activity. Bases 58 to 804 code for a protein of 248 amino acids.